This is a messenger RNA of Bactrocera dorsalis (oriental fruit fly), 5160 nucleotides long. RefSeq lists its product as uncharacterized. Lineage: Eukaryota; Metazoa; Arthropoda; Insecta; Diptera; Tephritidae. The transcript is spliced from 3 exons. Bases 605 to 1225 code for a protein of 206 amino acids. The record is from RefSeq and is a predicted model, not a curated record.
ACAAACGACAACGGCAGCAACGGCAACGACAAAACGAUUCGCUCGCCUGAGUCCGAUAUUUCGAAUGUAGUGAUUCAGUACGCUGUGUGGCUGUGCGAAAAAACUAUCAAAACAUUCCGCCUUCGCUGGUGUUCAUUGCACAAAUAAAAUAGCAACGCCAAAGCAUAACGGACAAAGUAGUCCUGUUAACUGAAUUGCAAUUAAAUACAGUGUUUUUUUUAAAGAAAUUUGAAAAAGAAAUUUCGUAAAUAAUAAAAAAAAAAGUUUUGAAAAAUUUUUGAAAAAAAAAUUUAUAUUUUUUCCGAGAAAAUUGUUUGAGAAAAUAUUUGCUUGUAUUUGUAAAGUGCAGUUAUAGAACAACGAUUGAUUUUGUUUGUUGUAAACGUGUAUCGGUCGUUGCAAAAACGUUGAAUUCAAUUUUUUCGGCAGCUGCUUGUGUUUAAUCACACACACACACACACACAAAGAGACAAACGCGCCGCUAGUGUAUAGUUAUCUGCCAUAAUCAGCAGAUUCCUCAAAUUGUCAUUGGGACAAAUUAUCGAAAAUUUCUCUUUCACUUCGGGAAAGCCAGCCUGCUAGUCAGCAAGUCAGCCAGCCAGCCAUGACAUCAGUGCGCAACAAUGCAGUCUCCGCGAGCGUCGCCGCUCUGCUGCUGGGAUGGGUUAUUUUUGGGUGCCUCAAUAAUUCGGUACUGGCAGAUGUCGCGCAGAAAUCAGGUGAAAAAUCUACAGACAGCACAGAUCCAGAUUACUUUUACGACGAGUCAAGCCCUGAGAAUAUAAAGGCGCCAUCCAAACCGCCACAACCAACAAUAACUCCGUAUUUUGAGGAAGCAAAGAAAACUGUUUAUGCCAAAAAGAACGCCACAGUGACUUUAAAUUGUCCAGUGAAGGAUUAUGAUGAAUCGCAACACCUAAUUGUCUGGUUUAAGAACAACAACACCAUCACCACUGGGCUGGAAAUCGUCGCCGACGCAACACUCUAUCAUCUGGACAAGGACAUGAAUUUGGUUGUGGAUCACGUGUCGGAGAAGACCGCAGGCGACUACUCGUGCACCGUUAUGCCGCAGAAAGCCAAAAUGGACAUACAUUUGGUAAUCGGCGAGGAGCCUGUGGCCGAUAAUAAACAGAUAAUGGUGAGCGCAAGCGCUCUACUACUGCUCUCCACGUUGCUGGCGCGAGAAUUGAGCUUUGGCAUUUUACGUUUAGAUACAUUCUUUUAGGCACACAGUUCGUAAGCAGCUUCUUGUGAGAAAUGCAAACAAAAAAAAAGAUAUUAUUGUAAUUGUACCAUAGCUGAGAAUAAUUGUUUUUGUUUUUAUUAUUAUUAUUUUUUUGAAUUUUUUGUCUGCAUCCACUAAAUACCACAACUUGCAUACUUUAUAGCAGAAGACUUAAACCCACAGGCAGUUAGUACAUAAAUAUAUAUAGUACCCGUUUAUGGUACCGAAUACCAAAUAGGCAGGCAAUUAUAUAAUGUAGUGCAUUUGAUAGUAUAGUACACAGUAUAAUAGCGAUGAAAACAAUAGUACUUUAAACGAAUAUGUGUAUGUAGGUAUGUAUGUGCAGUGAAUUGGCUUGCAAGAGCUUUAAAGCGCUGGAAAAACUAUAAAUUUGUUGUGAAGCAAUGAUAUUUAGCAUAUUUCAAGUUUAAAUUGCACAUAAAUGGAUUUUCAUCGAAACGACGUAUACGUGUUUUUACUUUUCGUCGAAAGGAUGAACUCGAAUUUUUCCUAGAAUGCUUAUUUUUGUAAUGAUUAUGAAGAAAAAAUUUAUUUUUAGUAAAAAAAAACCCGUUACAUGCAAACCAGCGUAGAUAAUUUUAGCAAACAAAAAUUAAAGAAAAUUUUAAACCGAGUUGAAUAUUUUAAGUUACUGUAAACAACUCAAAUAGCGCUGGUAUGUCAAAUCUUUCUGAGUAUGUAUAAUAGAAAAAAUAUAAAGCUUUGCGAUAAAGUUGCGUGUUGCCAGAUAGAGAUUUAUAUCUAAGCAAAUACUAUAGUGUACGUCGAAUCGAUGAAAACUCAUUUCUUAUUCUAAGUGCGUAUUCUCGAAUUGUAAAAAGUAAUUAAAGACGAUUUGCAACAGUUAAAAAAAUAGCAUGUAUUUAUUAUAAAUAUACAUAUAUGUAUGUAUCUACAUUAUAUAGAUAUUUCUACUUAUAAAACACAGAAAUAAGUUUGAUAAAUUAUUUUACUAGUGUAACUAGUAUUUUAUUUUUUCAAAUAAAAACCUUUAAAACAGCAAAAUUAUUAUAAAGUUAAUUUUAUAUGAUUUUAUGAUUUAAAAAUCAUUUUCAACUAGCAAGUUUGCAAGUAAAAUGACAACGCGUCGAAAGUUGUAAAAAAAGUCUCCGCUGGAGUUGGCUGGUGCUGCCUGGUUGGCAUGAUUCCAACAAACAAAUUGAAAAAAUUAUUUUUUGGUAAAAAUGUGGCAAAGCGAUUGACGUUUACCAAAGGAAAAAGUUACAAAAUGGGGGUUUUCACAAAACAAAAAAUAUUGAAGAAUUUUCAAUUUAGGGAAAUUUUUUAUUGUCGGGGAAAUCUUUUAAUGUGGAGCAAUUUUUUUUAGAACAUUCUUUUUUUGCAGCAAAAACAUUUUACUGAGUUUCAGUGACAAAUUUUUAAUUUAGGGAUAUUUUUCAUCGCAGGGGGAAUUUUUCAGAACAUUGCUUUUUUUAUAGCAAAAAACAUUUUACUGAGUUUCAGUGACAAAUUUUUAAUUUAGGGAAAUUUUUUAAUGUAAGGGAAAUUUUUGGAAUAUUCGUUAUUUGCUGUAAAAACAUUUUUUUUUGUUUCAGUGAAGAAUUUUUAAUUUAGGGAAAUUUUUGAAUGUAAGGGGAAUUUUUUGAACAUUCGUUUUUUUGCAGCAAAAAUAUUUUUCUGAGUUUCAGUGACAAAUUUUUAAUUUGGGAAAUUUUGUAAUGUAAGGGGAAUUUUUUGAACAUUCGUUUUUUGCAACAAAAACAUUUUUCUGAGCUUCACUGAAAAAUUUUUAAUUUAUGGGAAUUUUUUAAUGUAGGGGAAAUUUUUUAUCAGGCAUUUUUUAACAAACAGCACAUUUUAGGUAGUUUUUUUAUUGUACUGAAAAUUUUUUUUUUUUCAACAAAAAAGCAUUUACUGGCUUUCAGUGAGGCUUAAAAAAUCUAAAUUAUUUUCAAAGUAGUUCGGUACAUCCGUUCCAAAGAAAUUUUCACAAUCUUUUGGGAGCCACUUAUACUAAAUUCGAAAAUUUUUACAAAUUACGUGUAUUUGCCGGAUGAAUUUUCAAAUUUCGGAGAAUAUUUUCAAAUACAGGCAACGCUCUCUUAAAUUGACUUCAACUCCAAAUUGCCACAUAAAAUAAAUACAUUUUUGGCUUUUAGUUGCGUUCGUCUAUUGAAUGAAUACUAGUUUUUAAAACAAUCUUGGCUACAAAUAAUAUUUUCAAACACUACGUGUCUUACGAUGGUUGUAAUUGUAAAUUUCGAAACGAAAAAUUGAUUUUCUGCCAAAAUUUUGUGUAUACGUCCUUUCGAUGUAUAUUAUUUAUGUUGCGAAAAUAUUAAUUUCUUUGCUUCAACUGUAAAUUUUCUCUGUUGGGAGAUGAAUUUUUUUUAUCCACCAUUUAUGUUCAUCUAAUGGAUGAAUACUUUUUUUUUGAUAUUAUCCGCUACAAAUCGUCUUUUCUUACUCUGAACUCACGCACUUAUACAUAUUUAAUUAUAUAGCAAAAACAUUUUUAUGCAAACUUUGCAUAUAUUUACUUCAAAAGAAAAUGUUUAAUUCUUCAAAGCUAAAAUAUUGACGGAAAUAUAUGUAUGGAAUACACGAGUCAGCCAUAAGUACGUAAAGUAGUUUUUGUUCUAAACCUUAGCUGUUGAUUUAGUAUUUUAUAAUUGCAUACGUAUAUGUUUGGAUAUAUAUACACACACACAUAUUUAUUUACAUACAAAUAUAUAUAGCAUACUAUGUACUCGUUGUAAGGACUUUGUAUUGUCGAAAGGAACUUGGAAACCUAAACAGCAGUUAUAAUAGAAAUACUUAAGAAAAUCCAAAUGAAAAUGUAAAGCGAAGCUAAAGAAUUGCUGAGAGGCAAGCAUUAGUUGAAGCAAAUUUAAGAUACAUACGUAUUGAUAUAUGUAUGUACAUAUGUACGUAAGUAGAAGAGGAGGCAGUGAAACCGAAAAGUGCCAUUAUUUUACACAGAGGUAGCGAGAAGCAGAAAGUAGUAUGAAUAUAGCGAGUAGUUUGACGAAAAUUUUUGCGAAUGCUGUUAAGAAGAAAAUCAAGUAUUUUUGAAAAAAAAAAAGUAUUUUACAGGAAAAAAAUUUUCGGUAAAAAAUUAUUAGCAAAAAUGGUUAAAUUUUUGUUUAGCGAAAAAGAAAAUCAAGUAUUCUACAGGAAAAAAAUGUUCAGUGAAAAAUUAUUAGCAAAAAAAUUUAAAAACACUUUUAAAAAAGAAAAUCAAAAAUUUUACAAAAAAAAUUAUUAUCAAAAAAAUUUACUUUGUUUAAACGAACGCUUUUAAGAAAAAUAUCAAUUAUUUUAAAGAAAAUAAAUUUAAGUGAAAAAUAAUUUGCAAUAAAAUUAAUAAUUCUUAAUUUAGUGAAGGCUUUAAAAAUGAAAAUCAAGUAUUUUUCAGAAAAAAAUUUCAAUCAAAAUUUUUUUUUUUUAAUUUUUGUUACUAAAAACUUUUUUUAUUAAAAAAAAACAAUAUUUCUAGCAAUUGAAAUUUUAAAAAAAUAUUAAAAAUUAUUUAAAAAAAAACUUUUUUUGAUGAAAAAAUUUAUUUAAAAAAGUAUUUUCAGAAACUAUGAAAAUAAAUUCUAAAAAUGAAUACACACACGCAUAUAUAAAUAACGGUGAAAACUUAUAUAAGUGCGCAUUAAACUCUAUUAUAACUGCUUGUUUACGCUGUCGUGAGUACAAAUUUUUAUUUAGGAUAUUGAAAGUGGUGACGUAUGUAGGUGGAUUGUAUUGAAAUAUUGUAUUGUAUUGUAGUUGUAGCUAUGCUUGUUAAUAGCUGAAAGAUAUUAUUAUUAUUAUGAAACUUAUAAUUAAAAUAGUCAAAACAAAAGCAAAAGCAAAAACAGCAAAAUAAAACAGUUGAAAAAUGUAAUGUAAUGAAAACGGUGGCAGCUUCUGUACCAGCAGCGCAACAGCAGCAAGCAGCAGCA